AUGUCAAGCAGCAAUCUCCGUCCCAAACAAAGCUCUGUAAGUGGCUCGUUCUAUAAUUGGUUUGAUCUACACAUAAGAGGCGGAGUUCGACCGAUGACUUGACAUUCAAAUUCUGAACAAACUAUAAACGCCGACUGUGGCAUUCAAGUUCUGAAAAAAACUAUAAACGCCGACUGUUCGGAAAAAUAACAUUCCAAAAUUUAAAAAAACACAUUAUUAAGUGAAAGGUAAAUCAGUGUGACCAGUUUAGUGACCGCCUGGUAUUACUAUUUAAAAAAAGAUGAAUGCUUGAAAAAAAUCAGUUAUAUCAACUUCAAAUAAUCCGAAAGGACAAAAAUUUGAUAACCGCGCGCAUUUUUCUUGAUGUUAGAAAGAGAGCGCAAUUUCCUGUACAAAAUUUGAAAAAAAGAGUGCGCAUUUUUCCUUACGUGCGCAUCGAGAAAAGAGUGCGCACAGCGCGCACUUUCCAGCAUGCCAUUACUAAUUUAUAAACAUUAAAUAAAAAUAAAAGACAAUGUUUCUCAUCAUGACAUGUAGUUUUGUUUACUCACCGAGACAUUGAAAACUAUCUUAAUUUCCAAAAUUUUCGUUUUUUUUUCUUACUCUCAUCUUUUAUAUUAUUUUCAAAUGUUCGACCGAAUCCUCAUGUUGUUGCAGCGACGGUGCAACAACUUUUUCAGGCAACAACGUCUACGGAGUGACGCUCGACCAUGCCGGCGAGGUCAUCGAAUCGUUCACGACGGCGAUUUUGCCUUUCUACCUCGUCGUUUCCAACUCUUCCUCCGAAGUCAUCUUUCAAUGGCUUCAAGAGGCUCGGAAAAUCUUUGCCGAACCUCGAUUCGCUGAGCUUUUUGUGGUCAGAUUUUCAAAGAAAACAAAAUGAUUUUUCUCAAAUUGAAGAUCGAAGCAACUGGAGAUUCCCUUGUGAGUUCUGAAGUAAGGAGGAUGGGAUUUGAGACGGCGCCGCUUAUCGUGGCUUCUGUCGCUCUUAUUACCGUAUUUGUCGUCGCUUUUUCUUUUAGGUACAGUUAAAGUUGUCCUAAAAUGUCCAGGAACUGGGAAAUCGAUAGUUUAUCUUUUUAGAUUUGGAGUGACCAUUGGAAAGGGAAAACGGAACUUUUAUGAACUUUCAUUUCUGAAUGGUCGACCUUUUAAUUAAAUUUUGGUUCUUUAAAGUUUACUGUAAGGAUGUCUGAUUAACCUAGAGAUCUUACAAGACGACUGAAAAGCAAAAAGCAGAAAAUUUUUUUAUUUCUUGGGUCCAAUAUACAAGCCUAGUUCCAGAAAAACAAAUUCCAAAACUUAUACAUUUUUACUUAUUCGUAUACUUCUCCAACUUUAAUGUUUCAUACACUUUUUUGAACGGACAACAUGAUUUUCGUGGUGAGAAAGUCAUUAGAAAUGUUUUUGUUGAUUUCAGGAGCUUUACCAUUCUUUUUCAGGCUUGGAAGAAGUUUAGGAACCUUUUUCAGACAACAAAGAAUCCGGUCGAAGCCUUGGGAAUCCUUUAUUGGCUGUAUCAUUCCAUUGCUCGCCUUGGUUUCUUCUACCGGCCUUUUGUCGUUUUUCGGCUUCAAGUUUCAGGUUUCAGAGCCCAUUUUUGGAAUUCAGUUGAUUUUAUAGAGAAAAAUAGUCUGGUGUAAUUUUUUUCUAGGUGAUAUUUUUACUUAGUAAACAUUGUAAGAAAAGUUUCAGAAACCCAAAUAAAAUUUUUUUAAAUGUAGUUUUUUGCCGUGGAAUCUUUGAGCUAUGAAAGUAUUUGCCUUUCCUUUUUUGUAUUUUAAUGAGAAAAAGAGGUUUCUAAACGUAAAUUUUGGAUUCAGCUUCAUUUUAGAUUUUAAAAAAUCGAUUUGCAGUCCAUAAUCGUGGCGGCACUGUUCCUGGUCCUUUCCGUCGGCGUCGACGACGUCUUCAUCAUUUUGCGGGCCUGGGACCGAACUGACACCAGCCGUGGUGUUGAUCAUCGGAUGGCUGAAACCCUUGAAGAAGCCGGACCGAGCAUCACAAUCAGGUAAUAAUUGAGCGCCUGGAAAUCCUUAGACUGUUAUUUCGCGAUGUUCGAAAUGAUCCUUUUUCUAUUGUUUCAUUCAAGGACUAACCCGGAAAACGAAUUUGAACCAGGCAUACAACUUUAAAAUGGAACUAAACCAUGAAUCGGGAGCUGAAAAUCACUAAUUUUCGGACAUAGCACGUAAAAUUUUUAGUGACCCCUCUAGUAGCUUCAGCGCUCUUUAGUGAUCUCUAGAAUCCUUCAGAAACCUCCGGUUCGGGAUACCGAGGUCCUAGUUGAAGAGUAGAGCCGGACGCACUUUCUAGAAAUUCCAUAGUGGUCCCUAUAGGGGUUAGGGGGAAAAGUAGCCUCUAUAGGGGCCGAAAAGUGGUCCCUCUAGGGGUGAAAUCAAGGCGGUCCCUAUAGGAGUUCAGAGUCUGACCCCUUAUCUGCUAAACGCUCAAGUGGACCCUAUAGGGUUCCUUCAACUUCAUUGAAAAUUAUUUAUUUAAUUUUCGCAUGGUAAUGCUUCUUUGCAUAGAUUACAUAAAAACUAUCGAUCAGUAUGUCUCCUAUAGUGACCACUUUUGCAAGCUUUAAGGGCCCCUUAUAGGGGUUUUCAAAUAGGUCCCUAAGGUUGCCUUCAUAGGGACCCCUCUGGAGUUCCUGAGUUCAGUGGAUUGUUAGUGAAGUAAAGUUGGAAUCGAAUAUAAUUUGCAGCUCGCUGACCAACGCGAUGUCGUUCUUCAUCGGCAUGACCUCGCAAACGCCGGCCGUCCGGAGCUUCUCCUUUUUCUCGGCCGUCGCCAUCAUCAUCUGCUACCUCUACCAGCUCGUCAUGUUCUCGGCGGUCUUGGCGUUGAGUGGUCGACGGGAAAAAGCCGGAAACUCGUCGAUUUUUUGCUGUUUGAAGGCCACUCCGCAGGUAAUUCAUUGUUCUUCAGAUCUUGCCAAGAGGAUAAUUUCCAAAAAGAGCGAAAAAAAAGUCAAAGUUUAGCUAAUUAGCUUGAACUACUGAAAAAUGGUCCUGACACGACAACAAAAGAGAUAGUGCCUGCCUGGUGGAGGUUGCAGACAAGCCAGGUCCCUUGCGAAGCUGGCUGAAAAUCGGUUAUAGGCUGAUGAAAGAACGCAAGAAAUCAGUGAAAAAUAAUUUUUCCAGCUUCCAAGAAAUUUUAGAAAAACCCUGGAGAGUCCAAAUCGUACACAAAUUGUAGAUUUUUUAAAAAUGGGCUAAAUUUUUAGGACGAAACUUUCCAUAAAUUUGAGCUUUCCUAAGAACUAUGUUCAGAAUCCCUUACACGAAACGUAGUGCAAUGCAGCAUGAAAUAAUUUUUCAACCUCUGAGAAGCCCUGGGGAAAGUCGAUUGAUUAGGAGGAGUAACUUUUCCCAAAUUAGAGCUUUCUAAGGAAUCAUGUACAGCAUUCCUAUCCAUGGAACGUAGUGUAUUGUUCCGCGAGUUCAAAAAAAAAAGAAGAGGAAGUCAAUGUCAUGAACCUGACCGAUUGGGUCGUUUACGGGGGUGAAGCUUGUUCCUCAAGGUUGUCGCCGAAAUAGCGAACACUAUAAAUCUCCCAAGGAAUGUAACUUUUUUCCACAGACGGACUCUGGAUUUUUUUUCUUACUGUUGUUCGUAGAACUGGUAUAUUGAUCAUUGAUAAAUUUGAAAGGUGAGUGAUCAUUUUUAUAUAGGGGUCGAUUAUUGAGUUAAAUAAGGUUGAAAUUUCUUUUUGGAGAAGAAUAAAAUAAUUUGUCACUAUUAAUCAAAUUAACGAUAAGUUAUUCACCGGAAAAGUGGUCACUAUAGGGGUUUAAGGCCUGACCCCUUAGCCCCUAAGCUCCAGUGGGCCCUAUAGGGGUCUUUCAAUCUCAUUCAAAAAACGCUUACUUGUUCAAUUUUUCCCAUGGAAAUGCUUCUUCACCUAGAGUUUAUAAAAUUAUCCCUAGGGGGGACCCUCCAAGGACCACUAAGGCUCUCAUAUUGGGACCACUUUUGCAAGCUUUAGUGGCCCCUGUAGGGUUGGUAAAGGGCUUCUAAGGUUGCCUCUAUAGUGACCACUCUGGAGUUCGUUUGAACCAAUAUUUUUCAUUUUGCCAACUAAUUCACCUUUCUUGGAAGCCCAUGAUCAGACAUGAAAUACCUCUUCUAAUCACACUGAAUUGAUUCCUAAUUUGGAAGUCUAUGAUCCCUUCUAGCAUUUUUUUUUCAUAUCACGCAAGGCGUUUCGAGUUAGGAAUGUUCGGAAAGCGAAGUAAUUCUAGAACGAAAAAAUUUAUCUUAAAUCUGAAUAUUUAAACAAAUUUUAAUAUCUGUUCGCAGUGCAAGAAAUGAACUCUAUAAACUUGAUACUGUGAAAAACCACUUCACUGUAUCUAAGGCUGUUGUUUAUCAACUUCGAGUUGAUUAUUUAUUAUUGAGACUUCAGCCAUUACACCGGAUAAUCAUAUAUGUAUUAUUCUAAAAAGUUGUAUUUGCGCUGAAUUUCGGUUUUUUUUUCGAUAAUUGGUGGAAAUUUUUUCCAGGGAAAAUGCGCGUUGGUCAAAAGUAUUGUCCAGCUGCAAACUGCCUUCAUCAGAGAGUUCUCCAAGUUUCUCAUCACUUGGACGGCGAGGUGAAUUUGUGGAAAAAAAGGCGACUUGAAAAAUAAUAAACGGAAUUUUAGAGCGUUUUAGCGCAUAUUGUUUGCCACGACUUGAUAUUUCAAGGAACGACAUUUCGCUGUUCCGCUGCGUGCGUUCGCGAAGCGUCUUUUGGAUCUAGGUCACGCUUUGAAUUAAUUUUUUUUGCUGUGGUAGCACAGGGAAGUAGGGUACCAAAAAAAAAAAAUUAAAAGUGCUACCAAGGUUCGCAAAGGCGCGCAGCGGCACAGUGCAAUGUCGUUCGGUAAAAUUCCAAGUCGUGGUACACAGGCUAUAUCAAGAAAUAAAUAAAAAAAUUUUCAGAAUCUCUCUGAUCGCGAUCAUGUGCCUGUACUACUACAUCAGCUUCAUCGGCAUCUACCAAAUGCGGACUUUCAUCUCGUUGGAAAAGAUGGCCUUGCCCGACUCUUACCUGCAGACAUUCCAAAACACUUUCGAGACGUCGCUGAAAAGCAUGCAGCCGAUCAGCGUUUUCGUCAUGAAUCCAGGCGAUUUGAGACAACCUGAGCGGAUGCAAGGCGAGUAAAUUGUGAUAAAGUCCAUUCACCGCGACUUGAAAGUGUCUGCGUUUCUCUGUUCCCUCCUCAGUGAGGUCAGAGAAACAGAAAAUAGUACGUAAAGAUGAGAGAGACGUCGAGAGACGAGGUCCCGUCGUUUCAAGUCGUCAAAAACGGACUAUAACCUAGUGAUCGAUUGAAAAAUUACUCUGAGGGAAGCAAAAAUAAGCAAAGGUAGCUCUCAAAAACGUUACAAGGCGUCAGAGAGCUUGAAAAUAUUGAAAACACGAAUUCAAGUGAGGGCGAAAAUAAAAAAAUAUCCUCUUGAUUUUUUCCUGUUUCUAUCCAUGUAUUUAACGUGGAAGGCGUUUCUUUUCAAUAGUUGUUCGUUGAUUGAGCGCAUGCUGGAAAAGUCGGUCGGUCGGUUAGUUUGGAAAACUAGGCCACGCCGCAAUUUUGCUCCAUGGAACACUUAGAAUCUCAAUCUUUUUUUUUCUUUUCUGAAUUUUUCUUCCUUUUUAAAUUUUACCAAGGUUCUCCCUUUUUCUCGUUCAAGUUUAUCGUUUUCGCGAGCAGAAUACGAUUGUUACUACAUUGAAAAAUUAUAAAAUGAUGCAAUUUUUUUAAAAAAAUUCUUAUAUAUCUUUUUGGGUCCAAAAUAACUUUAUAUAACCAUAUGAGCGAAAUUAAAAAUCAUAAGUUAUCGAAAAAUGAGAUAAUGUGUAAAAAUACACACAAAAAAAGCUAGAGACAAAAUUGCCUCCAACAAAAAUUAAAACAUUACCUAGGGAAACUAUGAUAAACAGGGAACAGUUUAGUUUGAAGUGAGGAGCAUGUGAAAUAUCUUAGAAAACUGAUAAAAAAAGGAAGGAAAACUAUAGAAAAAGAGAAAAAAGUCUGAAAUUCGAUUUUCCAUGAAGCAAAAUUGCGGCGUGGUCUGGUUUUUCCAAACCGACCGACCGACCGACUUUUCCAGUAUACCUAUUGAAAAAGUCAUUUCUGCUUUUGGGCGUUCAUGGCUUGGAAGGCAGGGCGGCCAGUGGGCAGCCAUCCUCCACCUCUGGUUGAAAGAGUCUAGUUAUUAUUUUCACUAUUCAUGUCGUUUUACAAUUAACUUGCGGGAAAUUGAAAAUUUUUACCGAAUCCCCGAGUUUUAGAUAUAUUUUCCACUCUCUAAAUUUUUUUGAAUGUUGAGGCAUCACAUGAAAAAAUUUAAUUUUCAAAGACUCUUCUUUUUAUUUUUUUAAAAACAUUUUCUGAGUCCGCAAUCGUUGUUCAAUAAGUCCCGGCGGGACAGCCAGAUUUGAGAAAUAAGGCGGGCCCGUUGGUAGUACCAGCGAAUGAACUGCUUCACCAAAUUGGAACAGUACAGCGCCCAGCUUGAAAUUGAAAUAGAAAUUUUGUGAGUAAUUUUUGAACUGAAAACGACUCUUUUUUAAAAAUCAUAAGCAGAGUAGGGAAGGGCGGAAAAAAGAUUCCAUAAAAAUUGGUGAGAAAGGUUCCUUUUUAGCUGCCUUUUUGCGCCCUUUUAUCGACUCUUUUGCACCAUUUCGGCUGACUCUCCCUUUCUCUCUUUUCCUACAAUUUGAGUCUUUAAAAACACAAAAAAAUGGAAGGCUCGAUAAAGGGACCCUUUUUGCGGCCUUUCUGCACCCUUUUUCGAGCCUCUCCCCGUUAGCGGCCGUUGUCCACCAUUCCGACGUUGCCCUACAAAUUUAACUGGCUCAUGAAGUUUCGGCUCAUUUUCACAUUCCUCAAAGUGAACUGCUCAACUUUUCAGGCGUGAAAAACAUUGUGGAGGAUUUCGAAAACGCCGUCUACAGCUACGGGCCCAACUCAACCUUCUUCUGGAUCCAGCCCUAUGAGGAGUUCUUGAUGGUUUUUUCAACCCUCAAAUUAUUGAGAAGAAUUGUCUUUUCUUCAGUUCUACGGCGAGUCGGAGGAGUUCACCUACGCCGAGAUCCCGACGUUUUUCAAAAGCGCCACUUAUUUCUAUCUGACGUCGUUCGUCAAGUUCAACGAGACGGCCUGUUUGGACAAUGACCCGAGUUGUAUCACCUCGUUCUUCUUCAUGACCAACUUUCAUAAGGUUCGAAUUUCGUGGGCAAAAAAAAGGACUUUAAAAAGCCCAUUUCUUCAGAAAAAAAUACAAGACUCGAAAUUUUUCUAAAGGAAGUAAAAUCCAAAAAAAUUCAGAUCAGCGGGGGGUUAAAAUCAAAUGAUCGAAACGGUGGUCUCUAUAGGGGUGAAAUCGAGGUGGUCUCUACAGGGGUUUAGGCUCUUUUCUCCUUAGCCCCUAAAGCUUGAGUGGUCCCUAUAGGGGCUUCCCAAUUUCCUUCGAAAAACUCUUAAUUAUUUAUUUUUUGCAUGCAAACGCUUCUUCGCUUAGAAUUCAUAACAAUUAUCGACUGGCAUGUCCCCUAUAAGGACCACUUUUGCAAGCUUCAGCGGCCACUUCAGGGUUUAUGGGGAAAACAGCCGCUGUAGGAGCCCGAAAAGUGAUCCCUAUAGGGCUUUAGAAUCCCACCCCUUAGCCCCUAAAGCUUUAAGGCCCCUAAUGGGGUUUUUCAAUUUUAUUUUUAAAAAAAAACGCUAAUUCAUUCAGUUUUUCUCCAUGGAAAUGCUUCUUCGCAUAGAGUUCAUGAAAAUUAUCGACCCCGAUAGGGACCACUUUUGCAAGCUUUAGGGGCCCCUAUGAGGGUUGGUAAAAUGGUCCCUAUGACUGCCCCUAUACCGACCUUUCUUUUUCAGCACAUCAAGUACCACGAGCUGAUCCCGGCGCUGCAAGACUGGCGACGGAUCGCGGCCAAGUACGAGGACUACAACGUCUACGCCUACUCCGACCAUUCCCCAUUCGUCGACCAAGUUUCCCACAAAUGCUCAUUGUUCGUGUACCUGAAAUUUCGCAGACGAUGGCGAUCGACUCGACGAUUUGGUCGUCGGUGGCGGCGGCUCUGCUCUGCACGGCGAUCGCCUGCUUCAUGUUCAUCCCCAACACGACCUGCAUCAUUGCUUCUUGUUAUUCAGUCUUCUCCAUCACUAUUGGAAUCCUCGGCAUUCUAAGCUUAUGGGGUUGGAAAUCCGAAAAGAUAUAGAGAAAAGUGAAAAAGUCGUUUCCAGCCGUCGACCUCGACCCCCUCUCCAUGGCCGCCUUGCUCAUGGCCAUCGGCUUCUCCGUCGAUUUCUCUUCCCACAUUGCCUAUCAUUAUUAUAAAUCAAAACAGCCGGUAAUCAAACCGAUUCUUGAAUCUCAUGAAAUGUGAUCUCAGGAGCCGGUCCAUCGGAUCGAGGAGACUCUCACCUGCAUUGGAUGGCCAUUGGUUCAGGUAAAGAUUGGGUUUUGCGGGAUUUUUACUUUUGAUCUUUUGCUAUGUUAUAUUUCUGUAUCUUAUUUCUCUCAAAAAUCAUUAACUUGAAGCAUUCUUGUUGUCAGAAGCUUUGGUGGUGUGAAAAAAAGACUAGCGAAAAUUCAAACGGCGAUUUUUCCGAUUUUUCAUAUCUCUAGGGAACUUUCCGACGGCCACCUUUCCGCCGAAUCUUUUUUUUCUCGAUAAAAUCUUCGUUUUGAAUCUUCCUAUAUAAAGUGUGUAGUUUAUUCAUGAUUACAACACAAAGGAAUAGGAAAAAAAUGUUAAUAGAUGUUUUAUAAACCGAAAAAAACAAGGAAAAAAAAAGUCGGAAAGGGAUUCGGCGGGAAGGUGGCCGUCGGAAAGCUCCCUGGCGAUACAAAAAAAUCAAAAAAGUUGCCGUUUUAAUUUUCGCUGGUCUUUUUUUCAUACCAUAGAAGCUUUCUGUAAUUUUAAUUUUGAGGGAAACUCAUUUUUACUUGAGACAUUUUAUUGAGUAAGCACGGUGAACGUGUGUACAGGAAAAGUGACAAGGAGGUAAAAGAAAGUUUUUGAUACUCGUAAAACAAUGAUUUCAUUCAUGACGUCACUAGGAGGACAAAGUGCGCCCCAGCGCAAUAUUGACCUACUAUGCUCCAAAAAAAUGAAUAACUUUAGGUUGGCCUCUCCACAAUCGUGGCCGUGGCGCCGCUUCUCUUCAAGCAAUCCUACCUGGCCAUGGUUUUCCUGAAGACGAUCGUCGUGGUCGUUCUUCUCGGCAUGUUCCACGGCCUCGUCGUCCUUCCGGCCUUGUUGGCCGCUUUUACAAAGAGGAAACAAGGUAGGAAUGGAGAAAAAAUCAUUCUUAAACCCAAGGGAAAAGAUUAUUAUUUGAGAUUGCUUUUCUGUUAAGUCUACGUUCGAAUCUUGAACAAAAAAAGUCGUCUUAUCUUUCAUUUUUGAGCCCUCUCUAACUUUCGAAGUUUCGAACGAACUUGGUUAGAUUCAAAAAAACAUUCCGAUGUCUCCUUUUGUACGUAAUUGAACGAGUUUCUUUUUGACGUCACGGAAAUUGCACUAAAUUUCUGUGAUGACGUCAUUUAAUGCGCUUUUGGUCACGGAACAUAGUUUAACCUCAACAGCUUGAUCUUUAAACUGUCUGCUUCUUUGAAAAAGUCCAUAUGAACUUUUGACAAUGACCCCUGAAAAAGAAAAUCAAGCCGUCCUGGGAAAAGCUGAAGUGGGUCCUGAAGGGGCUGUGUUAGGAAGAGAGCAACUCGAAGGACCCCUUAUUCGGAAACCUGGAAGAACUCUCCAAAGAACUUUUUCCGAUCUCCUACCAGCCCCUUUCUGCAAACUCACUGUAUGGGGUCCUUGAUGACCAAUCGGGGGUCCUAUUUAUACCCCAUGUUCUGAAAGAUCCUGAAAGAACUCCUAGCAGAGCCAGAAAACUUUUUCUCAAACUUCUACUAGCCGCUUUCUGCAAACUCACUGUAGGGGGUCCUUGUUGCCCAAUUAGGGGUCCUAUUUAGAGCGCAGAAGGGGGCUCUUUGGUAUACCCUACGUAGGGGGUUUUUUCUCCCUUUAGGAUCCACUCCAGCUUUUCCCAAAAGCUCAAAAAACCUUAUUCGCGAAUUUUUAGGCCAUUUUGUUUAUUGAGCUUCUGGCUUUGACAAAAUCUAGAACCUUCUCAUGGUUUCGAAUCGAAAAUCAGAUUGGUUAUUCCAAUGACUAAGAAUUCUUACUGGUUGAAGAUUCUCAGAAAUUUAACUUCCUACUGGUUUCUCAAUACCUAAACCCCCUACCACUAGGCCACAAAUUUAUGCAAUUUUUUUUCAGUCCCAUCAACCCCUUCAUCGAUGCCAGAGUCGGAAAGAUCAUCUACACGGUCCGUUGAACGAAAAGAGAGCUUCUACCGCACUCAGAAGCUUAUCAAUCGUAUCAAUCAAGAAAUCUGGCACUCGAAGGUCCGAAUACAUUUCUUGAAAAAAUACGUUUUUCGAGCUUCAGGUGGCUCCGAAGACGCCCGAAGAACUGUGUGGCAAACCGGCACUGAAGCACAAUAUUGCGCUGGGGCGCACUUUGUCCUCCCAGUGA
Caenorhabditis auriculariae is the source of this 10551-nucleotide messenger RNA. Lineage: Eukaryota; Metazoa; Nematoda; Chromadorea; Rhabditida; Rhabditidae. The record is from the annotation of a GenBank genome assembly.